CUUAUAUAAUUCUCUGUAUAAACAUUUUGAUGGGAUGUUCAUGUUGUUUGAUGCUUGCAAUUGGACUAACCAUGGAGCGGCUGAUUUCUCAUCCUCCUCUCAUGAUCGUCUCAGACCUUGAUCAUACCAUGGUUGAUCAUCAAGAUCAUGAGAACCUCUCUCUUCUCAGGUUCAAUUCAUUGUGGGAAUACGCUUAUCGCCGUGACUCUCUUCUUGUCUUCUCUACCGCAAGAUCACCAAUUCUUUACAAAGAAUUGAGAAAAGAGAAACCUUUGUUGACUCCUGAUAUCACCAUUACAUCAAUAGGAACCGAGAUAGCAUUUGGUAACUCCAUGGUUGCUGAUCAUGCUUGGGUUGAAUCCUUGAACACCGAUAAAUGGAACCGGGAAAUAGUCUUGGAAGAAACUAGCAAGUUCCCUGAGUUAACUCUUCAGCCAAAAACUGAGCAGAGGCUACACAAGGUCAGCUUUUACAUUGAUGAAGGUAAAGGUGAGGCAUUGACCAAGGAACUAUCACAAUUGCUGGAGAAACGUGGCUUGGAUGUCAAGAUAAUUUACAGUUGGGGAAAGAAUGUGGAUGUUAUACCGCGAGGUGCCGGAAAAGGAGAAGCCCUCGAGUAUCUUCUCAAGAAGCUGCAGGCUGAAGGAAUAUUCCCGGUUAAUACUCUUGCUUGCGGUGACUCUGAACAUGAUGCUGAACUAUUUAGCAUUCCCGAUGUUCACGGUGUUAUGGUGAGCAAUUCCCAAGAAGAGCUAUUGAAGUGGCGUUCUGAAAAUGCUUUAAACAACCUAAAGGUUAUACAUUCAACCGAGAGGUGUGCGGAUGGGAUUAUUCAAGCCAUUGGCUAUUUUAAUCUUGGCCCAAAUCUUUCUCCAAGAGAUGUUUCUGAAUUCUUGGAUCGUAAGACGGACAAUGCGAAUCCUGGUCACGAGGUUGUGAGAUUUUACUUGUUCUAUGAGAAAUUGAGACGCGGUGAGAUCAAGAACUAUGAGACAUACAUAGCCAGCUUCAAAGAGUCAUGUCUCCAUGCUGCUGUCCAUUUUCAUCCAUCAGGUGCAGAGAAAUCUCUGAGUGACACCAUUGAUGAGCUGAAGAAGUGUUAUGGUGACAAAAGAGGGAAGAAGUUUUGGGUUUGGGUAGAUCAGAUUCUGAUAACAGACACCAUUCCUGGCAAAUGGAUAGUGAAGUUUGAUAAGUGGGAGCAAUGCGAGGAUGAACGUCAAUACUGCAAAACGACUGUCGAAUUCACUUCAAAGGGAGGAGAUUUGGUGUGGGAGAAGGUGAAACAGAUAUGGUCUGAGGAACCAGAGGUGAAGGAUGAUGAUAAUAGCUCUUGGAUUCUCUGAAUAUUUUGGAGACUGCUUUUCUCUUUCUCAUGAGUGAAUUGAUUCAAUGGCAGUCCAAAAACGUGGAAUUGAAGCAAUCGCUGAACAAAACAAGACUAAGAAACCCUAGAAUCGCCGAGAUGAGCUAAGGAAAGUUGCGCAAAAAAUAGCUUCGAGUAACUUAGAGAAGGCCUCGGCCUCUUUCUACAUCCGAGCCACCGCCUCUUCUUAAUUUUAAUCAUUUCCUAAUGUAAAAAUAAAAUUCUGAGUGAUGCAAUUAUUAUAUAUAGAAUCGCUCAUUAGGUCAUUAGUUUGUGAAUGUGAUGAACCGAUGUGAUGUGGUGUGGUGAGUCUAAUAUACCAAACCAGAACAUUAGACUUAAACCAGUUUACCCAGUCGACAAAAAAUGAAACCCAUUCAUAGUAAAUUAAUUUUUUUAAAAAUUAAUUCAAUAUUUUUAAUUUACUGUGGCUAUAAAACCUAAACUGAAGCAGCAACAAAAAGAAAAAAAAAAAAA
This is a messenger RNA of Arabidopsis lyrata subsp. lyrata, 1843 nucleotides long. Its product is annotated as probable sucrose-phosphatase 3b. The record is from RefSeq and is a predicted model, not a curated record. NCBI's taxonomy places the organism in Eukaryota, Viridiplantae, Streptophyta, Magnoliopsida, Brassicales, Brassicaceae. The coding region runs from base 30 to 1346 and encodes 438 amino acids. Gene Ontology annotation, molecular function: sucrose-phosphate phosphatase activity; magnesium ion binding. The transcript is spliced from 9 exons. Gene Ontology annotation, biological process: sucrose biosynthetic process.